AUGAUUCCACGGUCUCGCGCAUCAGGGCGCCUCCUCCUCCAGUCCGGGAGGGCCUCUUCGCGUGUCGUCUCCGUGAGCACGUGGGCAUCCAGCAAUCCCGCCUACAGGUGCCCACACAUCUGCAGCCGACGUCUGCCGCCCACCCGGGCACCUGGCUUGGCCGCAGCCUCCUUCUCAACUGCCGCAAGGCUCGCUAAAGAUAACCGCGACAAGGACAAGGGCAAGAGCUUCUUCGACUCGUCCGUCGAGUCUACCGAGCCCUUAUCCGACGAAGAGGCCAAACUCAACCGGGAGAACAGGGCCAAGGAUGCUGUGGAGAACAAGAACUUCGACUCGAAUGCCUCCUCUGCCAAGUCCGAAGGCGGCGCUCAGUCCUCGUCACAGGAUGCCAAGGGCAGCAGUGCGGCCGGGAACGGCGGCGAGGGCUCCGACGGUGGCAGCAGCAACAGCGGCGGCGGCGGCAAGAAGGGGAAGAAGUCCUCUGAUCGAGCGCUCGCGAAGCCCGUAGUCCCCGAUGUAUACCCCCAGGUCCUGGCCAUACCGAUAGCGCGGAGGCCGUUGUUCCCGGGCUUCUACAAGGCCAUCACCAUCAAGGAUCCCGAGGUGGCCUCGGCCAUCACCGAGUCCAUCAAGCGCGGCCAGCCGUACGUUGGCGCCUUCCUCUUCAAGGAUGAGAACCACGACGACGACGUGAUCCGCAACGUUGACGACGUCUACGACGUCGGCGUCUUUGCCCAGAUCACCAGCGCCUUCCCCAUCCACGGCCAGGAGGGUGCCCUGACGGCUAUCCUCUACCCCCACCGCAGGAUCAAGCUGUCGAGCCUGAUCGCGCCCGAGGCUAAGGAGGCCAAGGAGGCCAAGGACGCCGCCGCCCCCGGCACCGCCAAGACGAUCGAGGAGGCUUCGGACCCGGCAGCGGCGCCUGAACCUAUCCCCCAGAAGCCCGCGCGCGACGAGCCGACGCCGGACAGCAAGAAGGGAGACGCCGUGGCCAGCUUCGAGAAGGGUGCCGUCGAGAAGAAACCCGACCAGCAGGCCGAGAAGUACGAGCCGACAUCCUUCCUCAAGAGAUACCCCGUGAGCCUCGUCAACGUUGAGAACAUGGCGGAGGAGGCCUACGACCCCAAGAGCCCGGUGAUCCGGGCCGUGACCAACGAGAUCGUCAACGUGUUCAAGGAGGUGGCGACGAUGAACAACCUGUUCCGCGACCAGAUCUCGACCUUUUCCAUGAGCCAGUCGACAGGCAACGUGACGUCGGAACCGGCCAAGCUGGCCGACUUCGCGGCGGCGGUGUCGUCGGGCGACCAGACGGAGCUGCAGGAGGUGCUGUCGUGCAUGAACGUCGAGGAGAGGAUGCAGAAGGCGCUGACGGUGCUCAAGAAGGAGCUGAUGAAUGCGCAGCUGCAGUCCAAGAUCACCAAGGACGUUGAGCAGAAGAUCAGCAAGCGCCAGCGCGAGUACUGGCUUAUGGAGCAGAUGAAGGGCAUCCGGCGCGAGCUGGGCCUCGAGUCGGACGGCAAGGAGAAGCUGGUGGAGAAGUUCAAGGACAAGGCCAACAGCCUGGCCAUGCCGGACGCGGUCCGCAAGGUGUUUGACGAGGAGCUCAACAAGCUGGCCCACCUGGAGACGGCGGCGUCCGAGUUCAACGUGACGCGCAACUACCUGGACUGGCUGACGCAGAUCCCGUGGGGCCAGAGGAGCGCCGAGAACUUCGGCAUCCCCAACGCGCAGAAGGUGUUGGACGAGGACCACUACGGGCUGCAGGACGUCAAGGACCGCAUCCUCGAGUUCAUCGCCGUGGGCAAGCUCCGCGGCACGGUCGAGGGCAAGAUCCUGUGCUUCGUGGGCCCGCCCGGCGUGGGCAAGACGAGCAUCGGCAAGUCCAUCGCCCGCGCGCUGAACCGCCAGUACUACAGGUUCAGCGUGGGCGGGCUGACGGACGUUGCCGAGAUCAAGGGCCACAGGAGGACGUACGUCGGCGCGCUGCCCGGCCGCAUCAUCCAGGCGCUCAAGAAGUGCCAGACGGAGAACCCGCUGGUGCUCAUCGACGAGGUGGACAAGAUCGGCAAGGGCUACCAGGGCGACCCGUCGUCGGCGCUCCUGGAGCUGCUGGACCCGGAGCAGAACAACUCGUUCCUGGACCACUACCUCGACGUGCCGGUGGACCUGUCCAAGGUCCUGUUCGUGUGCACGGCCAACAUGACGGACACGAUCCCGCGCCCCCUGCUGGACCGCAUGGAGCUCAUCGACCUCUCGGGGUACGUGGCGGACGAGAAGAAGGCCAUUGCGCAGAAGUACCUGGCGCCGGCCGCCAAGGAGGCGGCCGGCCUGCAGAACGCAGACGUGGACCUGACCGAGGAGGCCAUCGAGGAGCUCAUCAAGUCGUACUGCCGCGAGUCGGGCGUGCGCAACCUCAAGAAGCAGAUCGAGAAGGUGUACCGCAAGUCUGCGCUCAAGAUCGUGCAGGAGCUUGGCGAGGACGUCCUCCCCGAGGAGGAGGCCCUGACCGAGGAGGGCAAGUCGGCGCUGGAGGCGUCGCCGGAGAGCGAAGCGACCAGCAGCAGCAGCAGCAGCGCCGAGAGCACCGGCACCAGCUCGGGCGGCACGACGGACAGGCCCCGCAAGGCGCUCCGCGUCCCGGACAGCGUGCACGUGGCCAUCGACAAGACCAACCUGACGGACUACAUAGGCCCGCCCGUCUUCACGUCGGACCGUCUCUACGAGGUCAGCCCGCCGGGCGUGGCCAUGGGUCUGGCGUGGACCCAGCUCGGCGGCUCGGCCAUGUACACCGAGUCGAUCCUGCAGGCUCCCCUGCGCCCGUCCAGCCGGCCGGGUCUCGAGAUCACGGGCAACAUCAAGACGGUCAUGAAGGAGUCGACGACCAUCGCCUACUCGUUCGCCAAGUCAUUCGCCCUGGCCAACUUCCCGGACAACCACUUCUUCGACAAGGCCAGGAUGCACAUGCACAUGCCCGACGGCGCCGUGCCCAAGGACGGCCCAUCGGCCGGCAUCACCAUGGCCACCUCGUUACUGUCGCUCGCCCUGGACGCCCCCGUCAACCCGACCGUCGCCAUGACGGGCGAGCUGACCCUCACCGGCAAGGUGCUCCGCAUCGGCGGCCUUCGGGAGAAGACGGUCGCCGCCAGGAGGGCCGGCUGCACCACCGUCAUCUUUCCCAAGGACAAUCUGUCUGACUGGCUCGAGCUUCCGGAGAACAUUAAGAAUGGCAUCGAGGGCCACCCGGUAGAGUGGUACAACGACGUCUUUGACAUUGUCUUUCCCAACCUCGACAGGGAAAAGGCCAACACGUGUAAGAUUGCCGAGUGGGUCAAGAAGAAUGGCGAGGAUGAGAAGUCAUCGAAUGAUGAGGAGUAG
Geosmithia morbida is the source of this 3375-nucleotide messenger RNA. RefSeq names its product ATP-dependent Lon protease. Gene Ontology annotation, molecular function: ATP hydrolysis activity; serine-type endopeptidase activity; ATP-dependent peptidase activity. The record is from RefSeq and is a predicted model, not a curated record. The coding region runs from base 1 to 3375 and encodes 1124 amino acids. Gene Ontology annotation, biological process: protein quality control for misfolded or incompletely synthesized proteins; chaperone-mediated protein complex assembly; protein catabolic process. Gene Ontology annotation, cellular component: mitochondrial matrix. The transcript is spliced from 2 exons. NCBI's taxonomy places the organism in Eukaryota, Fungi, Ascomycota, Sordariomycetes, Hypocreales, Bionectriaceae.